Acanthochromis polyacanthus (spiny chromis) is the source of this 5036-nucleotide messenger RNA. RefSeq lists its product as uncharacterized. The record is from RefSeq and is a predicted model, not a curated record. The transcript has 8 exons. The coding region runs from base 2846 to 4363 and encodes 505 amino acids. Gene Ontology annotation, molecular function: DNA binding. Lineage: Eukaryota; Metazoa; Chordata; Actinopteri; Pomacentridae.
UGUCCCCCCCACUUUUUGUCAGGGGUCAUUUUGUCUCCAACACAUUCAAAUUGUUCACAUGUAAGCCGUUGUAAACCCAGUUAUUUUCAGUAGUAUAGAAAAUUCCGACGCUCCUGAACGCACCAUCCGCACUCGGCCGAGAGUUGCACACCUUCGUAAGGUUAAAAAAAAAAAAAAUGCGCAGAUGCUAAAUUUGCGCCUGUGCCAAGUGGAAGCUCCGACCAGAGGCGUGCAGGGGCAAAAUUUCGGCGUGGGAGAAUUAGUACUAUAGCGGCCCACAGACCCAUCUACUCGCAUGUAUCGAUAGCUCAACAGUUUAUGCUUCUGCCUUCGGUGCGGUGGUUGUGAGUUCUAGUCCAACUUGUGGCAUUUUGCCGCCGUUCUUCGACAUUUUCUCAAAGUGCUGUGGUCUCCGUCCCCCCCACUUUUAAAAACAAACUGACGCCCUUGGUCACAGCUCAGCAGCCAUCCUUGUAAAGGAAAUCUGACAGUAGUGAAUCUCCAGCUUUUACUCUCUAGAGUAAAGACUCAUAACUUGGUUAGCUUUUUGAGUCGAAGGAACCCAGUAGCACUGGUUUCUACUUUAAUGUGGAACUAUAUCUAGCUUCAGACUACACUGACAGGAGUAGAUGUCUUAUGAAAGCAGCACUGUGGAGUAUUACUAAUGAUGCAGUAGGAUGGUGACAGCCUGUACCUUAGCAUCAAGCCAACAAGAGAUAGAUUUUAUGCAAUGGACAAGGUUGUUGGCUUCACUGUUGACUUGUUUUAAUUAACUUCCAGCAUUCAUUUGUCAUGUUUCAUACCUCAAGCAGAAAGUCACCUGUGCAUGUUUAAACAUUUUUUUCAAUUUAGACUAAAGAUAGCUGUAUUAUACUUUGUUUUACUUGAGGGUUAAGGCUCUUCAAAACAUUAAGCAUAUUUAUAUGUAUACACACACAAAUGCAGUUGUGUAGCCAUAAUUUGAGAGGACAUAAGAUGAUUUACAUUCAUUUCAAGGGGAUUUACUCAAGUCAAACUUAACUAUGACUACUACUUGCCUAACCCUAAGCCUUACUGAAAUUAUGUCUUCACCUUAAAGUUUAAUCAUUUACAUCACACGUCAUUUUUUCCCCCUAAACAAGACAUGUCCACUUAAUGUGACUGCGUAAACAGAUUUAGGACCCACAACAGGAGUAGUACCUGGAUCUCUCACACACAAACAAACAGCCACUAUUUUUGUACAAAAUCAUCUUACUUGGGAAAGAUAUUUUUUACAUCCAUGCAUGAAUCUAUGCUAUUUCAUGGAUACUUUCAGGCAGCUUGAAAAGUGUUAUACAUGUGGGCGGACUGCCUCAAGGUUUAUUGGGUAGAGAAAUCCAACUGCGUAAGUGCUGAUGUACAAAAUGGUUUUCUAACUCGCCUGGUAGUCUAUGUGGUGGUUUUCAGCUCAACCAACAUGUAAGACACAGUGGUGUGCAGUGGAGUGUGUGAGCUCUUUUUGAAUUUUUAUUUGAAUGUGAAGAAAAUGAGUGUCAAAAGUAGAGCAUAAUUUUAUCAUAAUGAAAUCAACCUUUGACUACCCCCUACUCUUGCAUUUAUUAAAUCUCUUGUAAUCAUUUGCAGCUUGGAAAAUAAUAGUAGUUGCAAAGUCAAAUGUUGAUGUAACUGGGCUAGCAGGGACCCCAGAGCUCUGUUGUUACAGGCUCACACAGCGGUUGUUACUUUAGAACUGAGGCUGCUUUGCUCUAGAAAUAGUAGCUCUGUUUCCUGACUUCAUAAUUAAUUUGAGCACAGAAGUGUCCAUCAUUCAGCAAGGUUUUAGGACCUCAAUCAAGGAUGUUAUUAAAACUUUAUUAAUUAAUGUCUUCACAUGAAUAAUAAAUCAAAUGACUACAAGUAAUGUCAAAGUGGUUGCUCAUGGUGAUGAUUACAGUCUUUUUCAGCCCGUCCGCUUUGGUUUUAAGGGCACAUUUACUUGUCUUUCAUUGCUUUCAGUGACUCUGCAUCCAGCUUACCGAUGAAACAGCUGGAGUUGGUGAAUCCAAAGUCAAUAAAGUAUCGUGUCUAGCAGCAGUGUUGUAUAGUAACGAAGUAAUAAUACUUAAGUACAGUACUUAAGUAUGAUUUGGCAGUACUUGUACUUUACUUGAGUAUUUUUUUUCUUCAUGACUUUUUACUUUUACCCCACUACAUUUUUGAAUGAAAAAAAUGUACUUUUACUCCACUACAUUUUCAAUAAGCUACUUCGUUACUGCUACUUUUACUUAAGUACUUUUCUAACAGGAUUGAGUAAAAAUAUUGAGCAGUUCAGAACUUUGCUCCGUCUCCGGGCCACGAGCCGGCUAAUGAGUGAGACUUGUGCUGCGUUCAUGUGAAGCCAGUUUAGUAGGAAAUACGACUUUCCCAGUGCACAGGACUGAAGGUAGUGUCGUAUUUACCACUGGGAAACGGAGACAUUUACAAAAAAAUAACCUUCCAAAAUGAAGGAUAGAGGCGAAAGAUUUUUAAAUAAUCAGAAAAAUCAAUCAAAUUGUGAAAAGGCAAUUGAUUGAUUUACACAUUUAUUUACAUUUUAUUUAUUUGACGUGACUGUGAAGUUUCAAUAUAUUUUCCCUUGCACAUCUUCUAUAAGAUUAUUUGAAUAAGUCAAACAAAUAUUUUACUUUUUAUUCUGCUUAAAGUUCCCUUUCUCCCUCAAUAAAAUUACAUAAACCACUAAAAACCAGACAGACAACCUCAUAUUUACGAGUUCCUGAGGAGAAAGCUCGUCUUUACCAGAGAACAUGAACGCAGCACUAGCCUGCCUGGGUGCCUGGACCAAGCUAGCUUGGACCCGCCAAUUAAGCAUUUAGCGCUUGGCUGGCACAUGCUUACAAUGGCUGAAAAUGAGACGGAGGCGAGUGAUAAAGACGACCAUCGCAGUGAUGAAGAAAUUCCUUCACUGGAUAAAGACGCUGAACAUCCAUGGCCUUAUCUUCACUCCCUAUUUGAUUGUGUUGGGGUCAAGUCAGAUUCUUUCCGCAUGAAGUGCAUGCUUUGCACUCCAAAGCUAGUUGAAAUAUUGGCUUACAAAAAUUCACCGUCAAAUCUACGGAAGCACGUGAAGAGGAUGCAUCCAGAAAGCCUUGCCAAGUACUCUGCCCUGACUUCUGUUAAAAGAAAGCGAGCCGCUGAGACGUCCACGCAGGUGCAGUCAACACUGCGAACCCAGUGGAGCAUCUUUCCUCAGGGUUCCUUGGACAAAGCGGUCAUGAAGUACAUCAUUACUGGACUCCAGCCCUUUUCUCUCCUUGAACAGGAAUCUUUCAAGAUAUUUGUGAAAGACUUGAUUCCGAAUUCUAGGCUGAUGACUCGCGUGAAGCUUAGAGCCAUGACCAUCGAAGCCGCAACAAAGAUGAAGAAGGCCUUGACGGACAAGAUGGGUGAGGUUGCACACAUCGCAACCACCACAGACUGUUGGACAGUCAGGAGGCGUGGCUUCAUCGGGGUCACUGCACACUGGAUCAAUGAAGAUCUAAAUAGAUGCUCAGUGGCCCUCGCCUGCCGACAGCUUAAAGGCUCUCACACCUUUGACCAGAUCGCUGCAGCUCUAAACGACAUCCACACGGAGUAUGAUAUCCGUGAGAAAAUUGUGAGAACCACCACGGACAGUGGUUCAAACUUUAUAAAAGCCUUCAAGGUGUAUGCAGAAGAGACUGAGAGCACAUCUGAGAGUGAAGAACGGGAGGAUCAUACAGAUGAAGAGAGUGGAGAUGAUGUUGAAGUGGAGAAUGUGGAUGUAGCGGAUCUUCUCUCGCAAGAUGAUGGGAUGGAGUUUCAGCUUCCAAGGCACCAGCGAUGUGCCUGUCACCUAAUCAAUCGCAUCGUAAUGGCUGAUGCCCUCGAUGCAAAAUCGAACGACACUUACAAGAAAGUUUACCGAUCCGCUUUUUCAAAGUGUCAUGCACUGUGGAACAAGUGCGGAAGAUCCACUCUUGCAGCUGAAGCUGUAGAGGAUUCUUGCACUAUCCAGAUUCUACGUCCAAAUACCACAAGAUGGAACUCGCUCUUCCUCGCUGUCGAAAGGCUGCUAAGAAUCAUCAAAGACAAAGGAGAGGGGACCAUCAGAAAUCUUUGCAAUGACUUCAAAGUUCCAAUGUUCAACCCGGCAGAACUGGCGUUUUUGGGAGAGUAUGCCAUUGUGAUGACUCCAGUUGCUCAAGCAACAAACAUCCUCCAAGCAGAAACCAACGCCCAGAUGGGAUGGCUGCUACCGACAAUCACGUUGCUGUCCGUUAAAUUGGACAGAGUAAAGUUGCAGCUGAAAUACUGCAGGCCUCUGGUGGAUGCACUGCAAGUGGGAAGGUAUAAAGACUCGGUUUGGAACAAUGGCAAAAGAUCCUGAGCUGAUUGCGGCAGCAAUUCUUCUGCCCAAGUUUCGGACCACAUGGACAAAGGAGGAAGCUACCAUCAAAAUGGGAAUGGACUACAUCAAACAGCACAUUGAGCAGUCUUCUCCAAGUGAGCAGUCAAGGGCUUCUUCAUCGGAUGAUGAAGACUUCUUCUCACCUCUGCAAUCAUCUCACUCGCAAGAUAGUUCCAAACAGCUUGAUGCCUAUCUGACCUGUUCAGCGGAUCACAUGACUGUGCUGAAAUCUUACCCAGCUGUCUGCGCACUGUCUGUCAAGUUGAAUACCCCUCUUCCAGCCUCCGCAGCAUGUGAAAGGCUUUUCAGCAUUGCAGGACUCGUCUUUGCCCCAAGAAGAGCAAGACUGAAUAGCAAGAACUUCGAAAAUCAGCUUCUUCUAAGGAUGAACCGCAAAUUUUUGAAUUGGUGACAGGUUUUUUCAUAGGGCUGGCCCCUGGUCGCGUGAACUUGUUCUAUUGUUCAAACUCAUUGUUUAAACCAGAUUUGGUUGAUGCAUCAAUUUUCUUACAGAAAAUCCCGGACUGUAAAAAUGUAUGAAAAUGAAGUUAAAGUUUUCAGUUAAGUUGCAUCUCUUUGUACAAUUUUGUUUUUUUUACAAAAGGUGGCAUUUAUUUCCAUAAGUUACCUAAAUAAACCAAAUCUUUUUGAA